AUGUCCAAUAACAAUGCCUCUGGUACGAAUGCUGAUAGUGCAUUUGUCAAUGCGGAAGUGUCAAUGCCUCGUGUACUUCGCUUUUGGUUGAUGCUCCUCGCUAAUGUUCCAUCAAUCAUCUGUACCUUUUCUCUCAUAUUUUACAUCAUCGGAAAUCGAACUCAACGAUAUGCAUUGCAUAAUCACACUAUUCUUCUUAUCUUAUUGUUUGGUCUACCUAUUCAACUCAUCGAUAUCAACAUGUAUCUUGUCUUCUUUCAUUUUGGUACUAUUUUACCCACAAUACCCAUCAUGUGUCGAAUAUGGUGGUUGAUUGAUUAUGGUUUUUAUUGUGGACAGAUUAUUCUCAUGUCCUGGUUAGCCAUCGAGAGACACAUUCUGAUCUUCUAUGAUCAAUGGAUCUCUAAUCGACGAGGUCGAUUCCUUUUUCACUAUCUCCCGUUAUCAAUUCUCUUAGUAUAUAUUCUUAUUUUCUACACAACUGUUAAUUUCUUUUUACCGUGUGAAAACGUAUAUAUUUACACCGUGCCUGUGUGUGGAGCAUCUCCAUGCUAUCAGUCGUAUAGUAUCUUUGGAAUGUGGGAAUCCAUCGGUAAUAGCUGUGUUCCCAUUGUAUUCGAAGGUAUUUUCAGCAUCGCUCUGGUGAUUCGUGUUACUCGACAGAAGCGUCGACUUCGUCAAUCGAACCGGUGGUCGAAACAACGACGAAUGAUCAUUCAAUUAACUUUAGUUUCUGCUCUAGAUGUCUCUCUCAACACUCCGAUUUUCUUCAUUCCACUUCUUCGUCGAUUUGGAUUACCAUCUGACUUUGGUAUUCAACCUGAGCUUUAUUUCUUCUACUUUGGUUAUUUCGUUGUGUUUCUGUUUCCAUUUGCAUCUUUAUGUCAAUAUCCGGAUUUACGCAGAACGCUGAAACGGAAACUGUGCUUAGUAUGUGAACGAUCGCAUCGAAAAGUUCUGGUCGAACCUCUGGCGAUAGCUUUACCACAGGUGACGUAUCGCUAA
Messenger RNA from Adineta ricciae, 1005 nucleotides. NCBI's taxonomy places the organism in Eukaryota, Metazoa, Rotifera, Eurotatoria, Adinetida, Adinetidae. The record is from the annotation of a GenBank genome assembly.